This is a messenger RNA of Scheffersomyces coipomensis, 219 nucleotides long. RefSeq names its product 40S ribosomal protein eS28 (gene RPS28B). Gene Ontology annotation, cellular component: cytosolic small ribosomal subunit; ribosome. The record is from RefSeq and is a predicted model, not a curated record. The transcript has 2 exons. Gene Ontology annotation, molecular function: structural constituent of ribosome. Gene Ontology annotation, biological process: maturation of SSU-rRNA; translation; ribosomal small subunit assembly. NCBI's taxonomy places the organism in Eukaryota, Fungi, Ascomycota, Pichiomycetes, Serinales, Debaryomycetaceae. The coding region runs from base 1 to 219 and encodes 72 amino acids.
AUGGUAUGUACCGUAUUUGAUACCAAAACUCCAGUCACUUUAGCCCAAGUUAUUAAAGUCUUAGGUAGAACCGGUUCAAGAGGUGGUGUUACUCAAGUUAGAGUUCAAUUUAUUGAAGAUUCUACUAGAACCAUCGUUAGAAAUGUCAAAGGUCCAGUCAGAGAAGGUGAUAUCUUAUGUUUGAUGGAAUCUGAAAGAGAAGCUAGAAGAUUACGUUAA